ACGUCCCCACCCACAGCUGUGCUGCUGCACAAAGCAGCGAGGCCCCUCCUCUCCUCCUCCUGCUGCUGCUCGCUCCAAUCCAUCGCGUUCCGUUCGCCCCAUAUCCUGCAACUAUUCUACCCAGCCGCAAUCGCAAAUCCAGGAGCAACCAGCGGCCGGCUGCCUUCCCUCCGCUUCUCGCCUUCCUUUCCUCCUCGCCCCAAUCAAACCCUAACCCUACGCCACUUCCGCUCCCCCGGUCGCUCUCCCCCUCUAGCGAGCGAGGUCGAUAAACCGGUGCCGGCUGCAGGUCGAUUUCAUAGCAGGAUGAGCGGCGGCGAGCGGGAGCGGGACGACGCCGCGCGUGGGAGCGCCAGCGCCGGCGCGGCGGCCGCGGGCAUCGACUCCUUCUCGCAGCUGCCGUUCAUCCGCCCGUCGGUGCGCGAGAGGAAGCAGCAGCCGUCAUCCCCGCCGCCGCCAGCUACGACGGCGGCAGGAGCCGGGGCUAUACGGCUGUUCGGCUUCGACGUCCCGCCGGACGCCGCCGUGGCGUCCACGACCGGCUCGAAAGAAGCGGCCUUUGCCAAGGAAAGCCCCGCCGCUGGUGCCGCCGCCGCCUCGGACGACGCGACAGCCGAGACGGCGGCGGGCGCGAGCGGCGGCGACGGCGCCAGCGGGGGCAGCCGGAAGUUCGAGUGCCACUACUGCUGCCGGAACUUCCCGACGUCGCAGGCGCUGGGCGGGCACCAGAACGCGCACAAGCGGGAGCGGCAGCACGCCAAGCGCGCGCAGUUCCAGACCGCCAUGUCCAUGCACCACGGCCACUACUACUACCCGCACCACCACCACACGCUCCCGGAUCCCGCCCACCUCUACCCCGCCGCCCUCGCCGCCUACCACCACCGCCUCGCGGCCGCGCCGCCGUCGCACUACCCGGCGUGGGCGGGUGCCGGCGGCAGCGGCAGCUACUACAGCGGGCCCGGGUCCAUCUCGCAGCCGAUCAACGGCAGCCCGGUCGCAACGCCGCCGCCCGCGCUCUGGCGAGUCCCCUCGGCCGGCAUCGGCGUGGUGGGGACGCCGCUGGCCGCGCGGCGGCAGGAGGAGCCCGCGCCGCCACUGGCGGUGCUCGGAGGCGAGGAGCCGGCGGUCGUGGGAGGAGCCGGCUCGCCGUCGACCUCCUCGUCGGCUUCGCCUCACAAGCGCCCCGCCCCGCCGGAGCGUAAAGAGAAUGUGAGUUUGGAUCUGAGCUUGUAGUCUGGGGAAAGGACCGUCGAUCGGUCGGUGACAGGAGUAUAAUUGUUGCCUUUUCUUACGAAACAAAAACGAGUGCCCUCUUUUUUUUUGGCCUCCUCUUUCAUGCUUGCAAUUAUUCAGUUCAGCCUCAAUACCAAUUAGGAUGCUCAAUCAAGUGAUGAUAAGAAAAAUAUGAACCUUCUCAGCCGUUUAUGUGCACUUUAUUUGGAGCUGUUUAAUUCUUCUUGAGGGGUUCUUUUUGCUGAAUUUUCGUACUGAAAAUAAAGGAGCACUAGAGCUCCUGAACUUAUAUCGAUGAACAUAUAUACGUUUUGUCGGAGUACAUUCGCAGUUUCACA
Molecule: messenger RNA, 1571 nt
Organism: Panicum virgatum (switchgrass)
Lineage: Eukaryota; Viridiplantae; Streptophyta; Magnoliopsida; Poales; Poaceae
Product: zinc finger protein 8-like
Exons: 1
Coding region: 307-1233 (308 amino acids)
Biological process (GO): trichome morphogenesis; response to gibberellin; trichome differentiation
Molecular function (GO): DNA-binding transcription factor activity
Source: RefSeq, a predicted model, not a curated record